AAAAGAGUGAAGCCAGAAAGGCUCCACCACUGUUGCUGUGGCGGUGGUUACCUGCAUAUGACUGACUUUUUCAUAUGGAGAACUGAUUGCGCCUGUCAUAUUUGAAGUGUGGUUCAACUGGGAGCAUCUUUACAGAAAAAUACUUGCAAGUUGCUUCUGCCUUUUGACUUGCUUGCGAGCAGCUACAAUCAUUGAAUCAGAGUCACAGAACACAGACAGAGACUGAAAGAGUUCCUUUCUUCGGAUCAUCUACCUGAAGGAGAAGAGUCAGAAGAUGGACAGAAACAGUAGCAAGAAGUGAACUAAAAGUUAUUAAACUGAGGUGUAGCUCAAAGAAAACAUUUUUUUAAUACUUUCCUUUGCCAAAUGGGUGGACUACAGGAUUGAUUACUGAGAGAGGUGUCUUAUGAAUUGUUUGAAGUACAUUCAACAUCUUGCAAUAUUACUUUCCUUUCUUGAAGGAUUAACGGAGAGUAAUCGAGAUACUCAAAAGGCUCACUUGGUAGGAGGACUUCUUUGAGGAAGGUGGCGCCCUUGCUCUGUCAGCUGCAAACACUCCAUUUCCAUCUCAGCUCAGCAUCGCCUCUGCACAUCGUCUCUGGUAAUCCAGUCGGCCAAUCGCUGAGGAGAUUAUAGAUAGUAAUUAGAUAAUUGGAUUUUAUUCCUUCGAUCCAGAGAACUGAGGGGGAGGGAGGGGGAGAAAGAGAGCAAGAAAGACAGAGUGAAAAAGAGAGACGAAAAAGCAAAAGAAAGAGAGAGAUACUUAUUUGCAUCAUCUGAGAAGAAGGAAACCCUCCCUUAUUUUAGGCCUACGCACCAACAUUCAGAGGGCAUUUAAAAAAAAAAGCAAAGAACUAGCAGCAGUAGAAAAAGCGUGUUGCAAGGAUUGACGUGACCUGGUGCAGUGAGGCUCUAACUACAUUUUAUUCAAGCCUACUGCAUUGAAGAGACAAGGAGAAGUCAAGUUAUCUCAUGGAUAUGUAAAGCUUUUUUUUUUAAUUUAUCUUCUCGGCUGGUUUACUGUUUUAUUUACCAGAUCUGGAUCUAACAAAAUAUAUUAUCGUCAAUAAAUGCUGGAAGGUAAUGACAUGCAUCUUUAAUGUGCCAGAAUCUCAAUGCCGCAGCAUAGCUGAAUUGAUUUAAUGGAGGGAAAAAAACACACAGGACAGAAGGAAAGAAAGAAGGAAUAAAAGGCGAGGAGGCAAGCUGUGAGAGAUUCCCCGCACUGCCGUGUGACUAGAAACCAUAAUCACAUCACAAAGGAGAAAUUAUUUCACUCACACACAAAAAAGAAGGGGCCAGCAAGUAAGAGAGAGAAGAGGAAACCAGUGCUUGUGAAUAGGGGGGUGGGGGGCACUGCAGUUUUUUUCCUUGUAUGUGUGGUUUUUAAGCCUAGCCUGCUGAAGACGGAAAAUUAAAAAGUCAAAAGACAGAGGAUGACAAACCUUUUACAGAAUGUUUUAACAGUGCAAAAGGAUGGAUUGAUCUUGUAAUUUAUCAAGUGUGUCGAGCAUUCCCCUCCCCACUCCCAUAUUAGGCUUAAAGGGGAAAAGGAUGGAAUGAGUGCAGUGUAAACCUGGGAAAUUCACAUUCUGGAGAAUUUAGGGGGAAUUGUUUCUGCGUGUUCCCCAGUCUACUCUCACCUUCAUUCUGCUGUUGGAUGACUGUUGCCUGCUACUGAAUCUACUGUUUUGUAUUGGGGAGACUAGUUGUUUUUUGUUUUUCUCUAUUUACUUCUUUUAUUGUAAUGUGGAUUGUUAUCUUGGAUCACUGCUUGAAGAAAUGCAAAAGGAACAAGGAAAUAAAAGGCUUCUAAGAGAAGAAAAAGACAGAGCUUGGAAAUGGAUGCAUGAUGUAAGCACAGCUGCUGUACCAUUUCUGGACUCAUUCCUUUGUACCACCUCUGCUACAUGUAAUUCCUUCUGCGAGAUCCUCAGAAAUAGAUGUAGUAAUCCAGGUGAAGAACAGCAUUGUGAACUUCUCAUCGAAGAAUUAUUACUAAAGCAUGAAUGUUGAACAUGAUGAUAGGUCUUCAAACCCAAAGGAUGCUGGGGCUCAAACUCUAUAGAAUGAUCUGGAGUCAAGUUUUUUUGAUCUUAUGGGUGUCUUUGCCAGAUGUAGGUUUGGCCUCACCCCCAUUUUGUCCAGAGGUUUGCUCAUGCAGCAAUCAAGCAAGUCGAGUCAUCUGUACUCGUAGAGACCUAGUGGAUGUACCAGAAAGUAUUUCUGUAAAUACACGUUACUUGAAUUUGCAAGAAAACCUUAUUCAAGUAAUUAAAACAGACACUUUCAAGCAUCUGAGGCAUUUAGAGAUUUUACAGUUAAGCAAAAACUUAAUUCGCAAGAUUGAGGUGGGGGCAUUCAAUGGACUCCCAAAUCUGAACACUCUAGAGCUAUUUGAUAAUCGUUUGACUACUGUCCCCACCCAAGCAUUUGAAUAUCUAUCAAAAUUGAGAGAACUUUGGUUAAGAAACAAUCCCAUUGAAAGCAUUCCUUCAUAUGCUUUUAACAGGGUUCCAUCACUAAGGCGAUUAGACUUAGGAGAACUAAAGAAGCUUGAAUAUAUCUCAGAAGCUGCCUUUGAGGGUUUAAUAAACCUGAGAUAUUUAAAUCUGGGAAUGUGCAAUUUGAAGGAUAUCCCAAACCUCACAGCUUUGGUCAGACUAGAAGAGUUAGAAUUAUCUGGUAACCGACUGGAGAUAAUAAGGCCUGGUGCAUUUCAAGGACUAGUUAGCCUUCGGAGGCUAUGGCUCAUGCAUGCUUUGGUUUCUGUAAUAGAACGAAAUGCUUUUGAUGACCUGAAGUCCUUGGAAGAACUCAACCUUUCUCACAACAGCCUCAUGUCCCUUCCACAUGAUCUAUUCACACCUCUGCAUCGACUAGAGAGAGUGCAUUUGAACCAUAAUCCUUGGCACUGUAACUGUGAUGUCCUCUGGCUGAGUUGGUGGCUGAAGGAAACUGUACCAAACAAUACAACUUGUUGUGCUCGUUGUCAUGCCCCACCAAAUUUAAAGGGUCGAUAUAUUGGAGAGCUUGACCAAAGUCACUUCACAUGCUAUGCUCCUGUCAUUGUGGAACCUCCAACUGACCUGAAUGUUACAGAAGGAAUGGCUGCUGAAUUAAAAUGUCGAACAGGUACAUCAAUGACUUCUGUCAAUUGGUUGACACCAAAUGGCACUUUAAUGACUCAUGGUUCAUACAGGGUAAGGAUCUCAGUCCUGCAUGAUGGCACUCUGAAUUUCACUAAUGUUACUGUUCAGGACACUGGUCAAUACACCUGUAUGGUGAGUAACUCUGCAGGGAAUACCACUGCCUCUGCAACUCUGAAUGUCUCUGCUGUUGACUCGUCUAUCAACAGCUACACAUACUUCACAACAGUUACUGUAGAAACGACAGACAUUUCACCUGAAGAUCCAAAACCAUCUGAAAAUGAACCAAGUCCUACACCUCCUGUUGUAAUAACUUAUUCCACAACUUCCCUCAUGCCACACAGCACUCGCUCAACAGAGAAGCCCUUCACUAUUCCAAUCACUGAUGUUACAACAAAUAUAAUGGCAGGCCUUGAUGAUGUAAUGAAGACGACUAAGAUUAUCAUUGGAUGCUUUGUAGCCAUAACUUUCAUGGCUGCUGUCAUGCUGAUUGUGUUCUACAAACUUCGGAAGCAACAUCAGCUGCACAAGCAUCAUGGACCAACCAGAACCAUUGAAAUUAUUAAUGUGGAAGAUGAACUUCCUGCUACCAGUCCUGGAGAUAACCACAUGACCCUACCCGCCAUAGAGCAUGACCACUUAAAUCACUAUGCUGCUUACAAGGCUCAUUACAACAAUAACACAGGCACAUUAAAUUGUGCUAAAAACCCAAUUCUCAAUUCUGUCCAUGAACCUUUGCUCUUUAAGAGCACCUCAAAAGAGAAUGUACAGGAAACACAAAUUUGACUCUGAAAUCUGAUGAGAUGGCCACUUGUGGUAUGUCUGUUAGCUCAGUUUACAUUAUAUUUUCUCUCUCUCUUUCUCUCUCUCUCUAAAGUUCAAAACUCAGUGAAAAUAGUGACUCGAGUCCACAUUUUGAUAUUGCUUGGAUGUUUCACUGUCCAACUACCUGUUGUGCUACUAAAUUUUGCAGCUGUCUUUUUGUCAGAAAUGAAAGCCUAUUUUGUGCUACAGCUCUUUAUGGCAAAUUGCAUUUCAGAUAUAUUUUCAUUAAAGAGUGGGGAUACAAGCUACAAUGAACUGUGUGAAAACUAAUCAUCAGAUUAUCAAGGCUGUACAUCUAUUUUUUUUAAUUGCUAAAUUGAUUUUCUUGUAACUCUGCACAGUUGAUUUUUGGGGACAGUUUCAUCAAUCACAAUGCUCACUGCACCUAAAAUAUCACUGAAUACAGGGUUUUAUGUAACUUCGUCAACACAGAGAGGAAACGUAUCCUGAACAGGCUUACUUAAGGCUGUCCUUGACACUUGUGCAGCUCAGUUUUUGAGCCCAAAAAUGUAUGCAUAUAAAGUCAUAUAUGAAUGCAACUGUCAACACAUUUAAUCCACAGUAACGUGCCAAUGUUAUUUUAUUUCAUGAAUUAACUCUUUGAAAACAUGUGGUUUAAAAUAUUUUUAAGCUGGUGGUUUGGGGGUAUAUGGAGUUUUUGAGAAGACUACAGCUGAAAUAACAGUCUUAUGUGGACUAUCAGCUUGCAAGAGUAUUUUUUUUCCUGUGGAUUUAUUUUCUCUGUAAUGACUGCUAUGGACUGAACACAUUAGGAGAGAGGGUUCCUAUUUUCAUGGCGUAUCAUGGUGCAUUAAUGCAUAAUAGAUUGUCGAGUUGCAGCUUGGAAUGACUCAUAGAGCCUAUCCUGCUAUAAGAAACUGGAUGACAAGGUUAAAUGAUUUCAGGAUAAUUUUAGAUGAGGCAACAUGAAUACCAACAAAAUGGCAAAGCAAAAAUGUAGUUCACCAGCUGGAAAUUCUAAUUGCUAAAAUAAUUCCUUUUUUUGUUAAAACAAAAUGAACUUUAUGAAUUUAGGUUUGCCAAUGUUUUAUAAAUGGCUGAUUGUGUCUGUUUUUGUUCCUAACAAUCAUCAUUAGUAGAUUUGAAUGAGAUAGGAAACAUUCACUGGAAAAUUUGUAGCUAUGAUAUUUCAGAUUAAUAUUUUGGGAAACAUUGAGCCAAUUUCAUUCAUUCAGGUGUGCCAAUAUUCUUCUAAACUAAGAUGUUUCUUCAGUCAUGAAAGUAAUACAGCUGUGAUAAACUAAGUGCCAUAAUGAUCAAAACUUUUUGUUUAAUUUAUCUCUUGUUUUUGAAAUGAUUUUAUUUCUAUGUUAUUUCCAUCUUAAAUUACCAAGUAACUGAAAACUGAGCAUGCUGGUUAGCUGAAAAUGGUCACAUGAUACCUGGUUAUCUGUUCUGCUUAUUUUUAUUUCAUUGAUAAGACCAUUUGGAAGACAAAGUCAAAAUUCAAGGUAUGGUGUUAUAUUGUUCACCUAUAUGACAUUGAUGCAUAUAGGGUACAUGUUCUGGAAAUGUUUAAUGUCUUUUAUGUGACUGAAAGCAUAUGCGAUAUAUCUUACCACUUAUCACGGAUAACACAUAUUUAUGUUAAAAAUGAUGAUGUUUUUCAUUUAUAAGAAGAUCUCUGCCAACAUGUAGCUUAAUCCCUCUAAAAAACUUAGCAGUUAUGUUAUGCAUUAUAGAAAAAGACAAUAUAAAACAAUUUUAUUUUAUUUAUUUAAUAUUUUUUAACCAUGUAGGUGAAGCUGUCCAAGGAACUUUUCAGACAUGACCCAGGCCAGAAAGGCCAGACAAUACAACUAAACAUAUAACAUAAUGAAGAACUAUUUACAUAGAAAUUUAUACAGGCAUAUGCACUAACAAAGAUGUAGCUAUAGCACUGCAUUAAAUUUUCAUUAAGGAACAGAUCAUUUUAAAUUUUUAGGUAGACACAUUUCAUUACUGGCAGAGCAAAUUAGUCUGCAGGUCCAUUGUGGUAGCAGAGUUGCAGAGCUUAAGAAUCGACACUCAUCAGGUAAUGACUCAGUUUUGUGGAAUAUCCACACCUAUCCUUCUGUAACAGAUGUGGAAAGUAUACGUAUUUCAAAGAAAGAUUUACUUUAUUAAUUCUACAGAUAUCUUGGUAUCCUCCUUGUUCUAAAUCAAUUUCAGUAUGCUUUUCUUCGCAUGUCAUCUGACUAAAAUAAAACUGUUUGUGAAGCACACAAACUGAAUCUUGGGCACAGGGAGGGAUGGCUUGCAUCACAGCAUACAUAUUUUUAUUAAUUGUAAUGCAUAUACAGAUCAAAUGCACAGUUCUGACCUAACCUGUCAUCUAUGGCUUAGCUUUAAAAUGCAUCGGGUCACGGAACAUCAUUUUUUUAACCAUUUUUUUCUUUCCAUAACUUAAGAUUCAUAGGCAUGCUGUUUUUAAGACCACUGUCCUAUAAUGUAACUUGCCAUGUCAUGUUCAUUAAGGUGCAACAUAAUCAGAAUGGUUAUAUUUUUUGUGGGAGCUGCAUCCUUUAGUAUUAAGUGAGGGGACAUUCAGAACUAUAAUUUUACAGCAACUGUUGACAAAUCUCAUAUUCUAUACGGUUUAACAUCUGGCAAUCUAAAAACAGUUAAAUCUGAUGAUUUCUUUUAUGUCAAAUUUUAUGAGAUGUAAUACUUUAUAAGUUAAGCCUUUUAAAAGAAUGAGGUGUCUCAGACUUUUUUCAUUAUUUAUUGGGAGUAUUAUAGUUAAACCAGUCUCAAAAGGCUAAUUGAAAAACUGAGAACUAUCUAGUUGAGAACAUUACAUUUAAAACUAUCUGAUCUUUUCCAUUUAUUAAUUUAUUCAUCUGCAAUUAUUCUGGUGAGAAAGUGCAAACAAUACAACUGUGCCACAUCUCAGAUGUAUGGAUAAACAUAUUUUAGGAAAUGACCAUGUGCUUACAACACUGCAAUCUGGGAAAUGGCAAUGCUGACAUAAGAUUGCUGGAAGAUUUUAACCAUUUAAUUUUAUCUACUUUAGAUAACUAUUUAGCAGCUAGGUGUAGUUUAAGAGUUUUCGUUUCCUUUUAUCUUAGACUGCACUUUAAAUCCACCUGAUUGUUUUCUUCUUUUAAUAAAGCUACCUACAUAAAUAUUCUGUUUAACAAUUCUCCAACUCUUGUUGAAGUUUUCUACUGUUCUAAAGAUUACUUAUUUUCAUUUGCAUCCCAAAGAACUGUUGUAGGUCAGUUGGCAUUCCUUCAGUUUGCCCAUAGUUGUAUAUGUUAUGUAUGAGAGAAUGACCACAUACAACAUGUAGUUGCCUAAUUCAAUUAUAUGGAUUACUGGAGAUGAAUUAAUGAAUGAAUGACCACACAAUUUAAAAGGCACUUUAGUAUUAGAAAGUAAUCAUAGCAAUACCACUUAUCACAUGAAAUAAUAAAUGAAUGAAAUGGCUUUUUAACAUAUCACAAAACUGCAGGCAAACCCAUAGGCCAAUGAACAUUAAACCAAAAGGAGAUUAUUUUAUUGUUGCUAUUUUAUCAGAACUAUCAGAUGUAUUCCAUUGCUGAGAAGAUAUGAUGGCUCUGGUUACCUUUGUUGUUGCACAAGAACAUGUUGGGGAAAUGAUGGCAGAGCCAUAGAUCAAAGUUCUCUAUUUACCUUUCCACAUCACAUAAAUAAAAGGAUGAGUCUGCAAAUAGUGUAACUGAGGCUCAUUCAUAAAGUUUAUGGGUUUACUCACCAUGACAACUUAAUGAAUUUCUUAGUUCUUAAAUUUCUUGCAUAUAUCUUGAUAUUUUCAACCAUCAAAAAUAUAAUAAAUCCAGGCUCAGAGGGGCAAAAUAAGGUGAUUUGUAAUACUGUUUAAAAAUGUACUAGUCACAUCCAACUGGGAGGAAUGUCUGAUGUAGUAUACAUGUGAAGUUUACCACUGCUUGCUUUUGGGGAUGGAUUUUAGUAGCCGUCUAUAUACUGAGUGUGUUUGUUUUAAUACUCUGUUCCAUAAUACUGUGCCAGCAGGAUUACUAAUCUUCCUUUUGGUUUUAGAAACCCCUGGGAAGAGGCUAUGGGGCAGAUCCAGAACAUGAUGCAAGGAUUAUAUCUCUCAACUUGACUUGAAAAACCUGGGUGUUUGACAGGCUGAACAGAGAGAAACCUGGCUUUAUUUUGCAUAAAACAUUAUUUAAAACAUGUGCCUAAUUACAUAAUGUCACUGAUUUUCAUGGUACAUAAUGGAAUUAUUAUAUUUUUCACAUUUAUUAAUGAAUUCUUCUCUCUGCUUUUGGUCUCCACAAGGAUACUUACUAUACGUUUUGUAGUACAGAACUAUAGCUACACACUCAUGUUUGUAAAGUUUAUUAAAAGUCAUGACACUCUCCAGGUUUAUAAGAACUGAAACACUAAGACAACAUGCUUAUAAAGUAAAAGUUAAAAACAUCUGCCUCUUUUAAUUCAUGUGAAUUUCACUGUUUUAUUCAGCUUUGAUGUAUGGUGACCUUUGAAGCUGAACCAUGAGAUCUAGAAAAAAUGUGAAGAUUGUCUAAAAACUAAUGUUACUUGUCACCAAAUAGAAGACUCAUGACAGAAAUAAUGUUUUCUUUCGUUUUUAUUUUUCAAGGCUAUUUCUUAGAAAGAAGGCAUGCUUCAUAGGAAAUGGUAAAGGAAUUAUAUAAGUAUGAGAUCCUUUUUUAAUGCAAUAACGAUUAAAGGUAUAGGUAUGCUAGAAGUCAUGUCAUGUUCUGAAUAUAAUUUCAUUCCAGUGAUGUGCAAUAUUAACAGAACAUGAGUAAUUUAUAUGUAAAAUUGUUUCUAGCCUUUUUAAAAAUAUACAUAUAUGUAUGAGUGUGUGUGUGUGUUUAUGGAUGGCAGAAUUAAAAUCUCAAGUGUGUGUAAUGUCAGCAGCUGUCUGGUUGACUGCAUGUGGUUAAGGAACUGACUAUCCCUGGGAAGGGAAAUAUUCCCUUUCCCUAGGGAUUGUGUGAUCCUGGAGUUAGUAUAUAUAAUUAACAGGGAAUAUGGGGUAUGUGGCAUGUAGCCCUCUACUUAGGGGUUAUGGGUGGGGUUUGCCCCCAUAAAAAAGCAAUGUUUUCAAACAUUUGAAAUUCAUGAGCUGAGGCUGUUUUACUUCUGUAUUUUCAACUGUAUGUGGUUGAUAUUUAGGCAGUCGACUUUGGGUGUUUUCGUUAAUAUGAACUACAUAUAUAUGUGUGUGUGUGUGUGUAUGUAUAUAUAUAUAUAUAUAUAUAUAUAUAUAUCCAUAUCAGAUCCAUGAAACCACACUUCCCCGAUGACCAAAUCAUCGAGAUUACAUCCCCAACACCACACAUCCCCGACAAUUGUAAGUAUAAGUAUUACGGAAUGGAAUGUAUUACUGUUUCAGCAAUAUAACUAAAAAACAAAAAGUAACAUGUAUAGCAGGGGGGCAAGCCCCCCCCUGCACCCCUCCACACCCCCCUUACUUAAAUAUACCAACUCCAAGAUCAUACCUCAUUCCAGAAAUGGGAAUACAUCCCAUUCCCCACAACUCAACAUUGUCAGUGAUCUCCCACUGAGAUGUGGUCUUGGUGAUCUGGUCAUCAGGGAAGUGUGGUUUCGUGAAUCUGACAG
Protopterus annectens (West African lungfish) is the source of this 9560-nucleotide messenger RNA. RefSeq names its product leucine rich repeat containing 4B (gene LRRC4B). Gene Ontology annotation, cellular component: plasma membrane. Lineage: Eukaryota; Metazoa; Chordata; Ceratodontiformes; Protopteridae. Bases 2010 to 3935 code for a protein of 641 amino acids. Gene Ontology annotation, molecular function: protein binding. The record is from RefSeq and is a predicted model, not a curated record. The transcript has 6 exons.